Messenger RNA from Diaporthe batatas, 4056 nucleotides. RefSeq lists its product as uncharacterized. Bases 1 to 4056 code for a protein of 1351 amino acids. The transcript has 8 exons. Lineage: Eukaryota; Fungi; Ascomycota; Sordariomycetes; Diaporthales; Diaporthaceae. Gene Ontology annotation, molecular function: polygalacturonase activity. The record is from RefSeq and is a predicted model, not a curated record.
AUGACCCAUGCUGAGCUCAUGCAUUGGGCAGAUACGGUCCGGAUAGAUGAUCUCAUUGCGGAAGGAUUGGUCUCCGCCCAGCAUGUUAUGGCCAAUGACACUCUGGCCGAGGUUGAGAUGGACACAUUCCAAGGUGCGGGCAUGCCUCUCAUGGGUGCGAACUCGACAGACACUGCGACAAGUCCGUUACCUGGCAUUCUAGGUGGCCGCGGUGACGUCCAUGAUACUGGUGGAGUGGCAAACCCGCUUGGAGCACGGCAAACAGAUGAGUCUCAAUUCUCUGAGACGUCUCCCGUCCUGCUCAACACUUCAGACCCCAAAGUGACACCACUCAUCAAGAACGCGACGUUACAGGACCUCGACAGUGCUCGCCGGCUUGUGGAGGAUGCUAUUGAAAAGUCGUCCGAGCUCAACAUGGCCCGCUUCUCGAACCCGCGCCGAAACAUCUACGCCCUUCAACCGGGAACAGUUCUUGGAAGUUCUGCAGCUAAUGCCCCUCGAGCACUUGAUGCUCAGUAUGAUGCCCAGGACGACGUCCCCGCCCUCUUGGAGAUCACCGAUGAUAUUGCCGAAGCUGCCGCAUUGGUCUCCGAGGCUGAUGCCCUGGGCCUCAUUGGCAACUUCACUGGCAACAUCACCAGGAGGGAGGUUCAAAUGGCCGCUUCGGGGUCAUACUGGAUGGAAGCCUUGGACAGGAAGGGGACGGUGCCCUGGGGAGACGACCCAGCCUAUAAGGUUUUUCGAAAUGUUCGCGAUUAUGGCGCAGUGGGUGACGGAGUCACGGAUGACACAAAGGCCAUCAAGAAUGCUAUGAGUGACCAGAAAAGGUGUGCAAAAGGAUGCAACGGUUCGACUACCAAGAACGCGAUUAUUUACUUCCCGCCCGGAUCUUACCGAAUUUCCACCACAAUUCCUAUGCCAUUCGGAACGCAGGUUAUUGGUGAUGCAAACAACUGGCCGACGCUUAUAGCGACCAAGAGUUUCAUCGGUCUGGGCGUCCUAUCCACCGACGAAUAUACAGGUGGUGGCAUAGGUAUAGACGGAGCGGAUCAACAGUAUUAUGUCAACACUGCCAAUUUUUAUCGCCAAAUCAGAAAUAUUCGCAUCGACAUCACCCAGACGCGACCUACUCAAGGGGUUGCCUGUCUCCACUACCAGGUUGCGCAAGCGACGAGCCUACAGGACGUAGAGCUCAUUGCCACCAAGGGCACAAAACAACGUGGUAUCUUUGCCGAGAACGGCAGUGGCGGUGCAAUCUCAGACGUCACGUUCCGAGGGGGUGGUUUUGGAAUUUACGGUGGGAACCAGCAAUUCACUGCCCAACGUCUCAAGUUUGACGGAUGCGACACGGGCGUUCAAGUCAUUUGGGAUUGGGGCUGGGUGUGGAAGUCCAUCACCAUGAGCAACGUCGGCGUUGGCUUCCGUCUCCUGCGCGAGGAGACUUCUCCUACGACAAAGAGACAGACUGUCCCUGGCAAAGGGGGAGAAGGAAACAUUGGUUCUGCUUCCUUCAUCGACUCUACUUUCCAGAACGUGGGCACUGCGAUCCUUAUUGCACCGCCAGACUCUACACCUGGGUCGGGAAGCACCGGUGUCAUUGUUGAAAACGUCAAGUUCGAGGGAGUGUCUCAACCCGUGGCGGACACAAGCGGCAGCACCCUGUUGAGUUCUGCAGGGACAGUCGAUCACUGGGCUCUGGGCCCGGUGUACAAUUCCAACGGCACAUUUUCCAUGGGAGGAAAGGUUGGAAAUUACCGCAAGCAACCGGGCCUUCUUGAUAACAACGGUGCCUAUUUUGAACGCGCGAAACCGCAAUACAAGGACCGAGGGGUUGGCGACUUUUUGCACGUCAAAGACUUCGGCGCCCUCGGCGAUGGUUCGACCGAUGACACAGCUGCGUUCCAACAGGCAUUGUGGGGUAGCCAAGGCAAAAUCUUGUUUGUGGACGCAGGCUCUUACAUCUUGACCGGCACAGUUACUAUCCCACUCGGUUCCAAGAUCGUGGGUGAGACCUGGUCCCAGCUGGUUGCAUCCGGGCCUUAUUUUUCGGACGCAAGCAACCCAAAGGUCAUGAUCAAGGUCGGUACUGAGGGCGAGAUCGGGGACAUCGAAAUGCAAGAUUUGCUUUUUACCACAAAAGGUCCCACAGCUGGUGCGAUACUCGUGGAGUGGAACGUGAAGGCUGAAAGUCCCGGUUCUGCCGGCCUAUGGGAUUGCCAUGCUCGCAUCGGGGGCGCCACCGGAACGGGCUUGACGCCUGCUGAAUGCCCGGCAUUGACGUCCGGGAUCGCUUCGGGGUGUAAUGCUGCCAGCCUCAUGAUGCACAUUACUCCUAGGGCCUCUGGGUAUUUCGAGAACAUGUGGCUUUGGGGCGCAGACCAUAUGAUUGACGAUCCUGAUCUCGGCGAUGCCAACAACACAAUGGUGCAAAACUCCGUCUAUGUCGCCAGGGGUUUGCUCGUGGAGAGUGUGGCACCCACUUGGCUCUACGGGACUGCAUCCGAGCACGCCGUCUACUACCAGUAUAACUUCCACAACGCUCAAAAUGUCUUUGCUGGCAUGAUUCAAACCGAAUCACCUUAUUUUCAACCGACCCCUAAGCCUCCUAUGCCAUUUGAAAAAGUGGUAGGGACUAUAGGUGGUGAUCCGGAUUAUAAUUGCACCGCCACUAAUGGGCUGGAUGGAUGUGAUUCUUCAUGGGGUGUUAUGAUUCGAGGAUCUGCCAAUAUCUUCAUUGCAGGAGCCGGUCUCUAUUCUUGGUUCUCGACAUACACUCAAGACUGUAUCGACAAGCAUUCCUGCCAAAAGGCAUUGCUGUUGCUCGAGGAUAACUUUGCCAAUGUUCGCAUCCAGCAGCUCAUUACAAUUGGGGCUGAGUACAUGGCAGUCCAAGAUGGGGUUGGCAUCCCUGCGUUGGACUACCUGAAUGUCGAAACACACCCGCGAUGGUCCCAGCUUACUGUCUUGGACGCCGCUGGCGACGGCAGUGAGUUUGGCGGCAUGGUGUGGAUAGAUCCCAAGAUUUGGGAUAUGGACACCCCGACAUUCUCCUGUGCGGCCCCUUGCCUGGUCAAGAUACCGCCUUGGACAGGUGCAACAUCGACGGUCGACUAUCCCAGGAUCACUGUCAGCCAGGGCACCUGGACGAGCACCAUCACACGAGCGCCCCUGACUUUGUCACAUCUGAUGUUCGAGCCCGUCACACUGAGGGCUGAUGCUGGGAACCUGAAGCGUCGGCAGGGGUUCUCAGAGUUCUGGCCUGUGCCCACGACGACACCGUACUGGCCCCCAGUGACGUAUACUGAGCCUGACGGAGCUGUCAAGACGACGGCGCCGACGAUUGCGUUCCCAAAACCACCCGCCACGAUCGGGCCAGGAGCACCAGCACCUUGGGGUGGUCGCUGGCCACGUAGAGCAAUUACACCGAUCCAAGAUCCGGUUGUGUGGGGCUCACCAGCUGUUGGUCAGUGCAGCUACCUCGACUUCAACUGCGUUCCUGACCCAUGGACAUAUACAGGUAUGGGAGGAGGAAAUGGUGGUGGCGGGGACGAUGGAUGGGUAGAGGAGGACGGUGAUGAGGACAGAAUCACCUGCGCACCAGAGACCACCAUUACCGAGACCGCAACGGCAACGACCACCGUCGCGGCUACCAUCACUGAGCCUGCGGAGCCGGAGGCAUCGCCAAUGGAGCAUGCCGACGCGAGUAAGAAUGUGAGAGAUUGCUACGACGCAGGACAGGACACAACCCAUGUGCGACUGGACGAGGCCAUCAAUUCGUUCUGCAAGCAGAUCGGGGACCCGGGUGAUGUGCUUGCCGCUGGGACAGUCAAGAAGGCAAACAAGGAACCCCCUUCGAACGGGGGCUCGGUUGUCGAGAUUGUCUUCAAGCUCGAGGUCAAGGAAAAGUGCGAGUGGUCGUAUGAUUACAACGAGUGCGUGAGGUAUUUGGGUGUGCCUGUGGACAGUUGCAACUGUGGCGGUAUCAAUGGCAAGCAAGGGGGCACGGUGGAGAAUAAUUGUCUCUACUGGAGAGUUGACCCUAAUAAGAAGUGGUAA